UUCAAUUUUCAACAAUUUCACUAAAAAUAGAAAGUUAGUUCCAUUUUUUCCCCAACGAACUUCAGCAGCAACUAACCCAAAAUGGAAGGUGCGACGGUGAAGGUGGAAGAAGCCGCCGCCGACGAGCCGAGGCCGAUCGAGAGCUUGCUCGACGUGGGCACGCCGCCGUUCCUGACGAAGACGUUCGAGAUGGUGGAGGAUUCGUCGACGGAUUCGGUGAUCUCGUGGAGCAAGGCGAGGAACAGCUUCAUCGUGUGGGACCCACACCGAUUGUCCGCCGCAUUGCUUCCCAAAUUCUUCAAGCACAAUAAUUUCUCCAGCUUCGUUCGACAGCUUAAUACCUACGGCUUUAGAAAGGUGGAUGCGGAUCGAUGGGAGUUUGCGAACGAGGCGUUUCUAAGUGGGAAGAAGCAUCUGUUGAAGACGAUCAAGAGGAGGCGAAACGUGAUGAUGCAGGGCACGAGCCAGCAAGGAGGAGGAGGGGCUUCUUGUAUUGAGUUGGGGCUGUUUGGGAAGGAAGAGGAGGUGGAGAGGCUGAAGAGAGAUCGAGACGUGUUGAGGGCCGAGGUCUUGAAGCUCAAGCAGCAGCAGCAGAGCUCGAGGGAGCGUCUCAUGGUGAUUGAGGAGCGUAUCCGUGGCUCUGAGAGGAAGCAGCAGCAGAUGACUAGCUUUGUUGCGAAGGCCUUUAGCAAUCCGUUGUUUGCUGAGAGGGUCGCAAAUGGUCAGAGACGCGUUGAAUUAGGGCUGAAGAGGCAGCUGACUAUGACCCCGGAUGAGGUGCUUGUGGAGUCAUUGAUCUCAGCUGCGAAUGUUGGUGGGACGAGCUCGAAUCCUAUCACAGAUGAGGUGUUGGAGAAUCAGCUCGAUCUGGCUCCAGAUCAAAGUGAGGUUGAAGCUGAGAUUGAGACAUUGGUUUCGGCUGCAAAUGUUGGUGGCACGAGCUCAGAUCUGUUGGAGAGGCUUUUAAGUGAAGACGAGGAAGUGGGAGCCGGAGAUUGGGAUGAGGAACUUCAAGAACUUGUUGAUGAAUUAGACUUUAUGUAGUUUGAUUGCUAUAAUGAUUUGGAGCUGAAUUUGGUUGUGUUUUAGGUUCUUGAGUGUGUUAGAUGCUUGAGAUGGAUGGAUUUGUUGUGGCUGAGACGAAGAACAGAGAAUCGCGGUGGUGAUGAUGACUGAUGAGAUUCAGUCUGAUUGUAUGGAACAAUCUUUUGAAGUUCUUGUUCAUUGCUUAAUCAA
Messenger RNA from Salvia hispanica, 1236 nucleotides. RefSeq names its product heat shock factor protein HSF30-like. NCBI's taxonomy places the organism in Eukaryota, Viridiplantae, Streptophyta, Magnoliopsida, Lamiales, Lamiaceae. Gene Ontology annotation, molecular function: RNA polymerase II cis-regulatory region sequence-specific DNA binding; DNA-binding transcription factor activity. The record is from RefSeq and is a predicted model, not a curated record. Gene Ontology annotation, cellular component: nucleus. Gene Ontology annotation, biological process: regulation of transcription by RNA polymerase II; cellular response to heat.